GUUUGGAGAGAGAUCUAAAGUUUAUACAACAUUGUUAUGAAAUUAAAGUUUAAUAAUAAUAAUCAUAAUUUUUUUCAUUAUUAUAAUCAAUGCUGUUUGUUCAAAGGGUUUUAGGGUUUCCAUUUAUAGUGGUGGUGGUUGUGGGUGUUUUUGUGUUGAUUAUAUGGCGGAGAUGGCGGCAGGCGGUGGUUAGAAGUGAAGAAGUUAGAAGGCUUUUAGUGAAUGCUUCUGAAGAAGCUUUUAGAGUUGAGUUGUUUAAGGCUAGAGAAAGUGGUUUUUCUUUUGGUGAAGAAACUCGAGCUGAGGAGCCGGUGCAGGUGCGUACUGCUGCACCGGCUCCUUCGGUUUAUGGGUUGGGUUUUGGGGCAACUGAACCGGCCCCGGUUUAUGAACCGGUUUAUGGGUCUGGACAGUUUGGGCCGGGGCCGGGGUAUGGUUCAGGGGUGAAAUUGGCGUAUAAGUGUGUUGUUUGCCUUAGUUCGACGACUACGAGAUGUUCUAAGUGUAAAGCUGUGAGAUACUGCUCUGGUAAAUGUCAAAUUAUUCAUUGGAGACAAGGUCACAAAGAUGAGUGUCGUCCUUAUGUUGCUGCGAAUUCCGUCAACAAUGUAGAAGCUGGCUUUUAUCGGCACAGCGAUGGCUUUGAUACUGAAGUUAAGCAAAAUGCUUCACUAGCAGGGACAGUCCCAGAAAAUGGCUAUCUCAAGGAUGACGUUGGAGCUGAAUACGUUGUUCAUCAGCAGGGUGCUGCCUUUGAGAACUUUGAGACAGUGAAAUCAGCAGACGAGCCUCUGACAAACGCUUCUGGUUUUUCAUACGGGAGUAUUCGUAACAGGAAAUCUAGUGUCAGUGAGCAUGUUGGUUGCCCACCAGGCAGUUUUGGCAAGAUUCCAAAUGGUUACAUGGCUAACCAUGGAACAAAAGGUGUUAAUAACAGCUGUGUCAUUGAAGGAUUAAGUGCUGCCAAUGUCGUUGAUGGAUCUGGUCUAACUGGUGUGGCGUGUAAGACAUCUGUUGAUAUUGCAGAUUCGUCAAACAACCUGGUCAACAAUGUUCCCAUGUCACGGGGGCCUUCAACAUCUACAUUUGAAACAUUAAAUCACAGUGAUAGGGCUGCCGUCGCUGAUUUGCCAACAAUCAAGGUUGCGGAAUCAAAAACGUCGCUAUCUAGUGCUACAGCUCAUCAUGAUUCCACUGCUGCAGAAGGCAACAAGAGCAUGACUCCUCUAAUGACAUCCGUUAUCAGUAAGAAGACAUCUCAUGGUACAAAGUCUGUGAAGGUCGUUGAUAACCACCAAAUGCUCGCUACUUCGUCUCAGCUCUCAGACAAUUCUCGAAGUGAAUCAAAGUCAUCAAAAUCAAAAGUUGUUGACUCUAAGUUGUCCCGUGAGGGGUCUAUAGAAGGAGGGAGUGAGGCAGCUCAAAGAUACAGUUUCAAGGGUCUCUUCCCGUAUGAGAUGUUUGUGAAGCUCUACAACUCGAAACAGGUUGAAUUGCAGCCUUGUGGACUCAAUAAUUGUGGAAACAGCUGUUAUGCUAAUGCGGUGCUACAGUGCUUGAUAUACACUCCACCUCUGACUGCUUAUCUUUUCGAAGGGCUUCAUUCCAAAACAUGUGAUAAGAAAGGAUGGUGCUUUACAUGUGAGCUGGAAGGCCUGGUUAUGAAGGCAAAGAAUGGGUACUCUCCAUCGUCUCCUGUUCGUAUCAUUAACCAUAUUGAAAACACCGGAAGCAAUAUUGGACGUGGGAAAGAAGAAGAUGCACAUGAAUUUCUAAGGUAUGUUAUUGACGCUUUGCAAGCAGUUUGCAUCUGGGAAUCUGGAUUAGAUGCCUUGAACUCUUUACAAGAAGAAACAACUCUCAUUGGACUUACCUUUGGGGGUUAUCUACGGUCAAAGAUAAUUUGCAUUAAGUGCGGGCUCAAAUCGGAGCAGCAUGAGAGGAUGAUGGAUCUGGCUGUUGAGAUACAAGGCGAUAUUGGAACAUUGGAAGAGGCUUUGGAUAAAUUUACAUCUACUGAGCUUCUGGAUGGUGAAAAUAAGUACAAGUGUAGCAGGUGCAAAUCAUAUGAGAAAGCUAAAAAGAAGUUGACGCUACUGGAGGCUCCUAAUGUGCUUACUAUAGCAUUGAAACGUUUUCAGUCUGGUAACUUUGGAAAGCUCAACAAAUCAAUUCACUUCCCAGAGAUUUUAGACAUGGCUCCAUAUGUUAGUGGCACGAGUGACAAGUCCCCGAUUUACAGACUAUAUGGAGUGGUGGUUCAUGUUGACACAAUGAAUGAUACAUAUUCUGGUCAUUAUGUUUGCUAUGUAAAAAAUCUUCAGAAUCGAUGGUUCAAGUUUGAUGACUCCAUGGUAGAAGAGGUGGAGCUUCAACAUGUGUUGACAAAAGGAGCAUAUAUGCUUCUUUAUGCAAGGUGUUCUCCACGUGCCCCACGAUCAAUACGCAGCUCCUUAACCCACCACAACGACCCAAGAAAACAUAAGACACCGCCAUCGUUUGUACCAAAAUCUCACUCCACCGAGUCUUGGGAUGCUUGUAUUUAUCACUCACAGGUCAUCAACCGUUAUUUGGAGGAGGAAUAUUCCUCGAGUGACAAUUCUGGAUUCUUCUCCGAGUCUUGUUCUUGCAGCACAGACGCUACUCGCAGAAACUCCGCCACCAUCGAAGAUCAUGAUUACUGGAAAAACACCAACAUGAAUUCAUCCGAUUCUGACAGCUCAUCAUCCUCUUCCUUCCCCUCGCCAUCAAGGCUUUCUCAGUUGUACACUUUGAGGACAUUAGGUAAGAAUGAUUGUAAGAAAAAUAAGGCAUGUAGAAACUUAGACCGUAGUUGUAAUUGCUGUAGGGUAACUAACUUGAGUAGUUUAGGAGGACCGGAUAUAAACCAGAUCGUGAAGCCAGAUGUAACCUUUAGAAAAUCAACAAUUCGAGGAAAAUCGGACUAAAAAAAUGAAGAAAAAACCUUCUUUUAGAAGAGGUUUUUGAGUAAAAAAUAGGGGGAGAGAAUAAGGGUUGGGGGCAGGUGUAUUUUGUAUGUACGUAGUUUCGGAAAGGUAUUAACAAGCCUUCACCAUUUUGUGAUUCCCUUCCCCUUCUGAUUAAUAUAUACAAGUAUUUCAUUUA
This is a messenger RNA of Erigeron canadensis, 3126 nucleotides long. RefSeq names its product ubiquitin carboxyl-terminal hydrolase 17-like. Gene Ontology annotation, molecular function: cysteine-type deubiquitinase activity; cysteine-type endopeptidase activity. Gene Ontology annotation, biological process: protein deubiquitination. The record is from RefSeq and is a predicted model, not a curated record. The transcript has 12 exons. Gene Ontology annotation, cellular component: nucleus; cytosol. Bases 90 to 2948 code for a protein of 952 amino acids. NCBI's taxonomy places the organism in Eukaryota, Viridiplantae, Streptophyta, Magnoliopsida, Asterales, Asteraceae.